Molecule: messenger RNA, 1855 nt
Organism: Achroia grisella
Lineage: Eukaryota; Metazoa; Arthropoda; Insecta; Lepidoptera; Pyralidae
Product: serine/arginine repetitive matrix protein 1-like
Exons: 7
Coding region: 107-1423 (438 amino acids)
Source: RefSeq, a predicted model, not a curated record
GCCACCGCCGCGUGUCGCUUCACUACGCCCGGCAUGCAACCCGGCGCCGCUUGUUUCUUCAAAAUUCGUAUACAUCACAACCGCGCGCCCCUGUGCCGGCGGCGGCAUGUUGGGCGCGCGGCUCAAGUCAUGGAUGGAAGCGCAGUUGGGGCGAGCGAAGAAGCGUAAACAAAAGCAGUCGCGGAUAACCUCGACAACCACGACUGGACCUCUCCCCCCACCUCACCUUUCGUCCCCGGAGAGCGCAUACAGCACAGGGUAUUCUACAGAUGGCACCUCACCGGGCGCGCCACCGGCCACGCUUGCCGCUCCGCUCGUGGCGCCCCCGCCGCCGCCUGCUCCACCUACUACACACCUAUAUCACGAACCUGCUAAGCGGCGAUCUAACGCGUCUUCAAGAAAAUGUGUUCCAGAACCACCUAUAGUAUGUGCAACGCCAUCACCUCGGCCGCGUUGUCGAAUACGUACAAAUCCCUGGCUGGGGGCCACCUCCCCUAACCGCAGACGGCCACAGCACCUGGUGCAUCAGCAGUCGCUUCAGUGUCCACAGCUCCCGCAGUUGCACCACGCCCCGUACUCUCUCGAUUCAUAUCCCGCUAGAUAUGGUUCAAGGUCUCCUCACUUAUCGCCACAUUUAUCUCCGCAUUUAUCUCCACAUUUGUCACCACACAUAUCCCCCGAGCCCCGCUCACCAUAUUAUCGAGGGGGAGCUUCAAGUGACGAGGAAUGUAGAGGAAUGAAAACAAGAGGACGAGAGACAGCUAUCCUGUCAGAUGCUGAUGUGGAUUCAGAUGGAGACACUGGGCUAGACGGUGGGGAUGAAGAUGACGAUGAUGACACUGCGUCACCAGGAAGGCGGCGCGCGAGGCGAAGAAGACCGCCCCGGCGACCACCACGAUCUGCUGGGGCAACACCACCUCGUGUUCGGCGCCGUAAUCAUGCGCCAUCAGCUCCUCCAGUAAGAGAAAGAGAUCCUUUACUCGAAGCUGAUAGAGAAGCUGAAAGAAAAUACCGCGAACUUAUUCGGGAGGCUGAAAAACUAUUGGUGACUGUUUCGAGAGCACCUCUUGAACCGCCACAUAACCCUCGCAUCAGGGAACUAAGAGCUACUGAGGUAGAGGCCCCUCGUCGAAGCCCCGAACGCACCCACAUUACGAAUUUCAUGCGUGCAAACUCUCCCGAGCCAGCACGCCGCCCCUCUCCUCUAGCGCGGCGUUCCCCGCUCGCCGCUCCGCCGCCGCCACCAGUUGCGCCCCGCCCUAGGCAGCCGCUCGAUGGUUCAGACCGGCCGCACUCUGAACCGCCUAAACGAAAGGCAUAUGCCCGAGAUGAGGUGUUGCAAACGCUGGAAGGGCUCCGGAAAAGUUUACAACAACAGUCGGCGCUGCUUGCCGUGCAGCGCACCCGACUGGACUCGCUCUAGCUCUGCUCCUGACCUCUCCCGUCCUGCCAAACCCUAGCUGUAGACUCUACAUCCUUUACGUCACGAUUUGUAGUCUGGGCCGGUUUAUUUGAGUCUUUACAUGUUAUUUAUUUUAAAUUAAAUUAAUAAAUACCACAAUGAUAUUUUAUAUGUGGUUUACCCCUGUGGUCUAGCCGUUAAGCACGCUGUCUUACCUCCUGUGGUUGCGGGUUCGAUUCCUUGUAUGGUACGAACAUGUGUCAUGCAUGAGUAUCAUUAUUUGUAGGGAACUAGAUGUUUUCUAUGUAUAUUAUGUAUAUUCUUACCAAAAAAUAUACUGAAAUACAUUUAUAAGUUGUCUAGUACCCAUAACACGAGCUCCAGUUAGCCUGAUUCUAGAUGACGUGUGUAAAUUUUCCUGGAUAAUUUUUAUUAUUUCGUGUCUAUUUAAUU